AUGACCCAGUUCAUCUCGGCCGUGCCCCCCACCGCAGACGCCCUCUUCCACAAGGCGCAGCCCGCUCCCCUCACCCACGUCGACCUCCUCGGCACAGACGGCACCGAGGACCGCGCCGUCGCAAAGCAGCGCCUCGUCCACGCCAACGAGCAGCUCGGCCUCGCACUCGCCAACGACGAGAUCGACUACCUCGUCGACGCCUUCAUCGCCGGCAAGGGUGACGCCUCGGCCGCGCUCCGUCGCAACCCCACCGACGUCGAGCUCUUCAUGUUUGCGCAGGUCAACUCCGAGCACUGCCGCCACAAGAUCUUCAACGCAGACUGGACCAUCGACGGCAAAGACAUGCCCAACACACUCUUUGGCAUGAUCCGCAACACCCACAAGCUCCAUCCACAGCACACCAUCAGCGCCUACUCGGACAACGCCGCCGUCAUCGAGGGCUACGAGGCCACCCGCUUCGCCCCCUCCCCCGCCGCCGCCGCCGACGGCCUGAGCGUCUACCAGGGCGUCAAGGAACCCAUGCCCUUCCUUGCCAAGGUCGAGACCCACAACCAUCCCACCGCCGUCUCGCCCUACCCCGGCGCCGCCACCGGCUCGGGCGGCGAGAUCCGCGACGAGGGCGCCGUCGGCCGCGGCUCCAAGCCCAAGGCCGGCCUGGUCGGAUUCAUGACCAGCAACCUUCUCCUCGACGGCGACGGCCGCCAGCCCUGGGAGGAGGACUUUGGCAAGCCCGCGCACAUCUCGAGCGCCUACGACAUUAUGAUCGACGGCCCGCUCGGCAGCUCCGCCUUCAACAACGAGUUUGGCAGGCCGGGCCUCAGCGGCUUCUGGCGCACCUGGUCCGAGCGCGUUCCCACCGACGACGGCAAGCACGAGGUGCGCGGCUACCACAAGCCCAUCAUGCUCGCCGGCGGCCUCGGCAACGUGCGCCCCAAGAACGCGCUCAAGGACAAGAUCACCCCGGACGCCGCGAUCAUCGUGCUCGGCGGGCCCGGUAUGCUCAUCGGCCUCGGCGGUGGUGCGGCCUCGUCCAUGGCGAGCGGCAGCUCGUCGCGCGCCGCGCUCGACUUUGCCUCGGUCCAGCGUGACAAUCCCGAGAUGCAGCGUCGCUGCCAGCAGGUCAUCGACGCCUGCACCGCCCUCAGCGAUGCUCCGGGCGUGAUCGAGGGACAGGUGGGACAGGGUAAUCCCAUCCAGAGCAUCCACGAUGUCGGUGCGGGCGGUCUGAGCAACGCGCUGCCCGAGCUCGUGCACGAUGCUGGGCUCGGCGCGCGCUUCGAGAUCCGCGACGUGCUGGUCGACGACCCGUCGAUGAGCCCCAUGGAGAUCUGGUGCAACGAGUCGCAGGAGCGAUACGUGCUGGCUGUCGCCGCGGCGGACCUGCCGCGCUUCGAGGCGAUCGCCAAGCGCGAGCGCUGCCCCUACUCGGUUGUUGGUCGUGCCACGCUCGAGCAGGAGCUCGUGGUGACCGACCGUCUGCUGGGCGGCACGCCCAUCCAUCUGCCCAUGCCGAUCCUGUUUGGCAAGCCGCCCAAGAUCGCUCGCCAGGCGGCGAGCAAGACGCCGCUGCGCAUCCCGUUCGACUCGUCGCUCACGUCGUACCUGCCCAGCCUCAAGAGCGAGCCGGUCAAGAUGUUCGCCGAGGCGGUCGACCGCGUGCUGCAUCUGCCCACCGUGGCGUCCAAGAACUUCCUCAUCACCAUUGGCGACCGCAGCAUCACGGGGCUCGUGGUGCGCGAUCAGAUGGUCGGCCCGCACCAGGUGGCGGUGGCCGAUGUGGCGGUCACGCGCACCUCGUACGGCUUCAACGAGAGUCUGACGGGCGAGGCGGUGGCGAGCGGCGAGCGUACGCCGCUUGCGCUGAUCAGCGCCGCGGCUGCUGCGCGCAUGGCGGUGGCCGAGUCGCUCACCAACAUCGCCGCCGCGAGCAUCGAGAGUCUGGAGCGCAUCAAGCUCUCGGCCAACUGGAUGUGCGCCGCGGGCCACUCGGACGAGGGCGCACGCCUGUACGAGGCCGUGCAGGCCGUCGGUCUCGACCUGUGCCCCAAGCUCGGCCUGGCCAUCCCCGUCGGCAAGGACUCCAUGUCGAUGAAGAUGGCGUGGCAGAGCGAGCAGGGCGAACAGCACGAGGUGACGGCGCCGCUCUCGUUGACCGUCACGGCGUUCGGGCCCGUGGACGAUAUCGCGUGCACGUGGACGCCGCAGCUGCGCACCGACGUGGCUGAUACAGUGCUGCUGUUCGUCGACCUCGCGGCGGGCAAGCAGCGUCUGGGCGGCUCGUGUCUGGCGCAGGUCUUUAGGCAGCUGGGCCACGAGGCGCCGGAUGUCGAGGCCGCAGGCGUGCUCAAGGCGUUCUUCGAGGCGUGCUAUACGCUCAAGCAGCUGCGUGUGCAGAAGCGCGACGAGGGCAGUUUGGUGCUGGCCUACCACGACCGCUCCGACGGCGGACUGCUCACGACGGUGCUCGAGAUGUGUUUCGCCGGUCGAUGUGGUGCCGAGAUCUUUGCCGACGUUCUGGCGGGCGACAAGGCGGACCCGGUGGCGGCGCUGUUCAACGAAGAGCUGGGUGCGGUGUUGCAGGUGCGUGCCGCGGACGUCAAGGCGGUCAGUGCCGUGUUUACCGCGGCCGGUGUGGCGUCGAACUACCUGCACGUCGUCGGGAGGGUGACCGAGGCGCAGGAGAUCAAGGUCGCCGCGGGCGGGCAGGUGUUGAUGGCUGCUACGCGUGCCGAGCUGCAGAAGAAGUGGGCAGAGACAUCGUUCCGCAUGCAGAGUCUGCGCGACAACCCGCAGACGGCCGCGGAGGAGUUCAGCCUCAUCGAGGACGAGUCGGGUGCGGCGGCGCUGCGGUACGAGCUGACGUACAACCCGCGCGACGAUGUGCUCGGCAGCCAGGUGGUGGGUGCGGAGAUGGAGGCGCGGCCCAAGGUGGCCAUUCUGCGCGAGCAGGGUGUGAAUGGCCAGAUCGAGAUGGCGUGGGCAUUUGCACGCGCGGGCUUCAGUGCGGUCGACGUGCACAUGUCGGACCUCGUCGAGGGCCGUGUGACGCUCGAUGCUUUUGUGGGUCUGGCGGCUUGCGGAGGCUUUUCGUUCGGCGAUGUGUUGGGUGCAGGUAGUGGGUGGGCCAAGUCGAUCCUGCUCAACCCGGCGGUGCGUGCGCAGUUCGAGCGCUUCUUCCAACAGCGUACCGACACUUUUGCACUCGGCGUGUGCAACGGAUGCCAGCUUCUCUCGCAGCUCGCUGCAGCCGGUCUGAUUCCCGAGGCGGAACACUGGCCGCUGUUCAAGGCGAAUGUGUCCGGACGCUUCGAGGGCAGGCUGUCGAACGUCGAGAUUACAUCGACGGGUGGGGCCCAGUCGAUCUUCUUGCGCGAUAUGGCGGGCUCGGUGUUGCCGGCGAUCAUUGCACAUGGAGAGGGCAGGGCUACUUUCCGCGCCGAGGGGGAUCUGGAAGAGUGCAGGCGCAGGAACCAGGUCGCGAUGCAGUACACCGAUCAGAGGUAUCCGGUCAAUCCCAACGGCAGCCCCGAAGGUGUCACCGCCGUCACGGCCAAUGGAGGCAGGGUGCUGGCGCUCAUGCCGCAUCCCGAACGUGGCGUGGCACUGUCGAGCAUGAGCUGGGCGCCCGUGCACGCGCAUGCUCGUGGCGACAAGGGAUGGAACGGCAAAGGUCCCUGGUUCAGGAUGUUUGAAAACGCCCGCAAGUGGGUCGACUCGCACUAA
Moesziomyces aphidis is the source of this 3723-nucleotide messenger RNA. The record is from the annotation of a GenBank genome assembly. NCBI's taxonomy places the organism in Eukaryota, Fungi, Basidiomycota, Ustilaginomycetes, Ustilaginales, Ustilaginaceae.